This is a messenger RNA of Cordyceps militaris CM01, 618 nucleotides long. RefSeq lists its product as uncharacterized. The coding region runs from base 1 to 618 and encodes 205 amino acids. NCBI's taxonomy places the organism in Eukaryota, Fungi, Ascomycota, Sordariomycetes, Hypocreales, Cordycipitaceae. The record is from RefSeq and is a predicted model, not a curated record. The transcript is spliced from 2 exons.
AUGACAGAGUACGCCAUACGCCACAUAGGGGCGAAGUGGGGCUCGUCUCAAAAGCACAUGGAAAACACAACUGAUAUUACCGCUAGCAAAAACAAGAUGGCCUUCUUCCUCGUCUGCGGCCAGCAGACCUUUCGCUCCGAAGUCAAGGGCUACGAGGGCAUCGUCACCCAGUGCCACCACUGCGGCAAUAUGGGUGCCCGCGUGCAAAAGGAGCGUCCGUUCUUUACCAUUUGCUACAUCGUCAGUGCCCCCCCGCCCCUCCUGCUAGAACAAACAUUGAUGCUAACAAAAAUCGAACAGCCCGUGAUCCCAUUCACUAUUUCGGGAUACCAGGACGUUGUCUGCGGCAUAUGCAACUUUCACCAACCACUCGACAAACGCCCCGAUGUCAUGGCCAUGGCCAACGACGGCGGCGGCGGCGGCGGUCCGCAAUCACAGCAGCAGCACGGCCAGAAACCCCAAGGCAACAAUAAUACUCAACAACAGGGAUACAAUCAGCAGGGGCCGCCGCAGGCACAGUACGGUCCUCCACCGCAGGGCUACUACUCGCCGCCGCCGCAGCAGGGCGGUCAACAACCUCCACCGCCACAAGCCUGGCAGGGCCAGCAGCAUCAGUAA